Molecule: messenger RNA, 261 nt
Organism: Eremothecium gossypii ATCC 10895
Lineage: Eukaryota; Fungi; Ascomycota; Saccharomycetes; Saccharomycetales; Saccharomycetaceae
Gene: SMX3
Product: mRNA splicing protein SMX3
Exons: 2
Coding region: 1-261 (86 amino acids)
Biological process (GO): mRNA splicing, via spliceosome; spliceosomal snRNP assembly
Cellular component (GO): catalytic step 2 spliceosome; U1 snRNP
Molecular function (GO): RNA binding
Source: RefSeq, marked provisional
AUGCCUGAUCUGAAUCCAACCAAUCCCAAGCCGUUUCUGCGCCAACUCGUCGACCAGUACAUUGUGGUCACGCUGAAGUUCAACAACACGCGCUACCGGGGCAAGCUUAUGUCCACGGACAACUAUUUCAACAUAAGGCUCACCGAAGCUGAAGAAUUCAUCGGCGACGUGUCGAAGGGCAUGGUGGGCGACCUCUUCAUCCGCUGCAACAACGUGCUGUGGAUCGGCGAGGACCUCACACGCGCCGAGCAGCAGCACUAG